GCAUGUCUGUGUGCACGUGUGCACGGUGCGCUGCACCCCGACGUGUGUGGGUCGUUGGGGGAAGGCUUUUACUCCAGUCCUAGCUGCUCGGGCUCCUCGCGGCCCUUCGGGAGCCCCUGCGCACUUCACUUCGCAGUGCUGAGUCCCGAGAGCAGCAGGGGCUUCCGAUCCUCGUGGGAACGUGCAAGGCGACUCGACCAGCAGUGACGCGGCCGCAGACUAGAUUCCGCCAAGUGCACCGAGGAAAGUUUCGGCCCGCGCGUCGCUCCCGCGGGGAGGGGGCCGGGCGGGGGUGGGCGGGGGUCCGGACGCCGCCCUGGAGGAAGGCGCCCGCGGCGCGCGGCGGACGCGGCCCCGGCUGCGGUCACGCGCGGCCCCGGCGCGCUGCCCACCUGCGCGGAGCCGAAGGCCGGCUGCUGGGUCGGGCGGCCGCGCCCACAGGCCCGGGGGACGCAGUGCAGCGGGCAGCGCCGCAGCGCGGGCUCGGCGGCGUCCACUCGGCCGGCGCUGGGCUCGGGGCCCGCCCGCCGCUCCCGCCCCCCGCCCGCCCGGCCCCGGCCCCGGGAGGUGGAGCCGCACGGGGAAAGUUCCGCGGCCGCCGCGGGCAGCGCCGGAGGGAGGCUCCCGAGUGAUGAUCAGAAGACCUGGGGACUACGCCCAGUGAAUCUUGGCCAGUUGGGUGAGUGACACAAGAUUCCUUUACAUUUCAAGGAGAGAAGCAGUGGUGAUUUUUACCCAAUGGAAGAAUGAUGUAGCACCUUCCCGAUACUUUUCUCAUACUUUCAGAAAAAAUAUUCUCAAUGUGACCCUAAUUAACCCAAUUCUACUGCUACUCCACUGGAUUUUCCCAGCUCCUCCCAGGAGACUAACAUCCACUCUGGGAAACACUGGUCUACUCUUGCUCUCUGCUGCACAUCUGGAAGGCUGUGAUGGGAAGGAUUGGAAAACUUGGAGGUUUCAUCUAUCAUUCCUUAGAAACAGAGAACCUCUCACCGUAGUGCUUGAUUUCAAGGCAUACGACUUGUAGGGGGCAAAAAUGGAUGCAAGGAGCUUUGAGAUCUGCCAACACCUGUUUCCGGUGGUCUAGUUCAGGGACACCUCGUGAGGGGCCCAGACCUUCUGGUAUGUCACCAGUUCUGGACACAUGACUGAUUACUGAGUGAUGAUGGUCCGCCGGGGGCUGCUUUCGUGGGUCUCGCGGGUAGGGGUAUUGUUGGUGCUCCUCUGCUGCGCCAUCUCUGUGCUCUACAUGUUGGCGUGCACGCCGAAAGGUGAUGAGGAACAGCUGGGGCUACCCCGGGCCAGUGGGCCCACAGGGAAGGAGGGGUACCAGGCUGUCCUGCAGGAGUGGGAGGAACAGCAGCGCAACUACAUCAGUAGCCUCAAGAAGCAGAUCUCUCAGCUCAAGGAAGAAUUGCAAGAGAGGAGUGCGCAGCUCAAGAACACACCACAUGUCGCCAGGGAACCUGGGGGCCUGGACCCAGGGCCUGCUGAGAAAAGCCAGGCGGACCUGCUGGCCUUCCUGCACUCGCAGGUGGACCGAGCUGAGGUGCACACUGGCGUCAAACUGGCCACUGAGUAUGCAGCUGUGCCUUUUGACAGUUUCACCCUGCAGAAGGUUUACCAGCUGGAGACCGGCCUGACCCGCCAUCCAGAGGAGAAACCUGUGCGGAAGGACAAGCGGGAAGAGUUGGUAGAAGCAAUUGAGUCAGCCCUGGAGAGCUUGAACAGCCCGGCGGAGAGCAGCCAGAAGCAACGAACUUACACGGCCUCGGACUUCGUAGAAGGGAUCUACCGAACAGAAAAGGAUAAAGGCACUUUGUAUGAACUCACUUUCAGAGGAGAUAACAAGCAUGAAUUCAGACGACUUGUUUUGUUUCGGCCUUUUGGCCCUAUCAUGAAAGUUAAAAAAGAGAGACUUAACAUGUCCAGGACUCUAAUCAAUGUCAUUGUGCCGCUGGCAAAGAGAGUGGACAAGUUUCGGCAGUUCAUGCAGAACUUCAGGGAAAUAUGCAUACAGCAAGAUGGGAGAAUCCACCUCACAGUUGUUUACUUUGGGAAAGAAGAAAUGAAUGAGGUCAAAGGAAUACUUGAAAACACUUCCAAAGCUGCCAACUUCAGGAACUUUACCUUCAUCCAACUGAAUGGAGAAUUUUCUCGGGGAAAGGGACUUGAUGUUGGAGCCCGCUUCUGGAAGGGGAGCAAUGUUCUCCUCUUUUUCUGUGACGUGGACAUCUACUUCACUUCUGAAUUCCUCAAUACUUGUAGGCUGAACACACAGCCAGGGAAGAAGGUAUUUUAUCCUGUCCUUUUCAGUCAGUACAACCCAGCUAUAAUAUAUGGCCAUCACGAUGCAGUCCCUCCCUUAGAACAGCAGCUGGUCAUAAAGAAGGAGACUGGGUUCUGGAGAGAUUUUGGAUUUGGGAUGACGUGUCAGUACCGCUCAGACUUCAUCAAUAUAGGUGGCUUUGACUUGGACAUCAAAGGCUGGGGUGGAGAGGAUGUGCAUCUCUAUCGUAAGUACCUCCACAGCAACCUCGUUGUGGUGCGGACCCCUGUGAGGGGACUCUUCCACCUGUGGCAUGAGAAGCGCUGCGUGGAUGAGCUAACUCCAGAACAGUACAAGAUGUGCAUGCAGUCCAAGGCAAUGAAUGAGGCAUCUCACGGACAGCUGGGCAUGCUGGUCUUCCGGCACGAGAUAGAGGCCCACCUUCGCAAACAGAAGCAGAAGACAGGCAGCAGAAAAACAUGAAUUCCCAAGGAAUAGACUUGGGGAGACAUUUUGGGUUUUUUUUUUCCCUUAAUAAUUACAUCAGUGGCUGAAACAAGAAAAAUAUCUCCAUAAAGGGCAAUAAUGUAUAUGAUUGAUGAGAGAAGGGAGGAAAAGAGAGAGCCAACCAUUUUGGGUUGCCUAUUUGGCUUUAUGCAGCAGGAAUGAAAAUUUCUCACUGUACUGGCAAGCACCAUGACCCAAAAUGCACCUUGUGUGGCAUGUAACAAAGGAAGAAUGGUUGUGACAUUAUAAGCCUAAUGGUGUGGAGGUCUUGGUGGUAUUUACAGCAGUAAGAGCUAUUGUUUUCUAUGCUUAUUGAAAUAUUCAUGAAUUAAGACCAGUCUGAAGACAGGCACAUUUCUCUCCGGAAGAGUGAUUUACAUCCAUAGAACUAUAGUGUCUAGUAGUGCUACAGAAGGACACGAAAAUAUGAGCAUACACACAUCACCAUGCUUUAGAGUAUAUUAAGCCAAAUUCAAAUGGACUUAAAAGGGAAAAAAAACCUUAACUAUUGUGUCAUUUUCUUCCAAAACUAACCAAAAACAAUCUGUUCACCUUUUUGAUUAUAAGUUUAAUCAUCUUUGUUAAUUGAUUUCAAAAUGCAUCUUUCUUUUUUUUUACUUUUGAUUUAUAUUCUGCUUAUUUAUCAAUUUUCCAAUCUUGCAAAGAAAGCACAAAUUAGCAAACCAUUUAGUAUUUUUGAGAAGGCAAUUUUGGAUGCAAUAUGAGAACUUCCCGUUCAAAGCACUGGAUCAAUCCCUCAUUACAGAGUAUGCUGAAUGCAAGGGCAUUCUCAGAUACUGCUUGUUUGCCCCUUAACUGCCUUGAAGACACAUUUGUAGGGCUUCUGGAAGAAAGAAAUAAGGACACUUCAUCUGGAGAGGAUUUCUGAGGAGCAGCAACUGCAUACAGCAGGGCAGGAAAUACACUUUUUACCUUAACAGAAAAGGAAACACUCAGAUUGGUGAUAAUUUGAUUCAUUCAAAAGGUAGAAAACAUAUUUUAUCCUCAGGAGAAGGGGAGAAGACCCCUUUCUCACCUGUAGAAAUAAACCAAAGUAUAUUGCAAUGUGUAAACCAAACCUCCUUUCAAAGUAGGGUGUUCUUCCUGGCUCUGGCAUUCAUGAAAAGAACUGCAGAAACUUGUAUUUUAUGAAGGAUCAGUCCAGCUGCCAGAGUCCUGUGGGACAAAAGAGCUUGCUCCCAUGUCCAGUCACUUCUAUUUAAGGGGGAAUCGACUUAAUUAUUUUUCUAGUUAAGCAGCUUACUGAGUCACCACGAUGAUUUUGGAAAUCACAUUUUAUCACAGUUCCAAGAUAUUUAGAAAAAUAUAGUUACCACUAAGUGGUUCCUAUAUUCAUGUGAAAAUUAUUAGCAAGCAUCAGAUGCAUGAGCUAAUUAUUUCUGAUUUCUUACCUUCUGUUUGCCCGUACUCAACUCAUUGUUUAAAAGCUUCAAGAACAUUCAAGCUGUUGAGUUUUCAUUUUUAAAGCAUUGUAUUAAUUUUUCAAGUUAUUUAUAUAGUUUAAUUCAAAUACAGGACAUGAAUGUAAGGUGACAUUGGCCAAACAAUAAAAUAUGAUUUGUGGAUAUAAAUUCUUCUUGUAGUAAAAGUUUCUUGUCUUCAGUGUUUGGAAAAUAGUAAUUUGUUAAAACUAGGGAUUCAUAAACAUGGCAUCACUGAUGUUUGAGGUGAAAUCAUCUGUUGCCAUGAGGCUGCCUUUCAAUGCACUGUUCAUACU
Messenger RNA from Sorex araneus (European shrew), 4514 nucleotides. It is a transcript of the gene CSGALNACT1, whose product is annotated as chondroitin sulfate N-acetylgalactosaminyltransferase 1. The coding region runs from base 1163 to 2752 and encodes 529 amino acids. The record is from RefSeq and is a predicted model, not a curated record. The transcript is spliced from 11 exons. Gene Ontology annotation, molecular function: glucuronosyl-N-acetylgalactosaminyl-proteoglycan 4-beta-N-acetylgalactosaminyltransferase activity. Gene Ontology annotation, cellular component: Golgi cisterna membrane. NCBI's taxonomy places the organism in Eukaryota, Metazoa, Chordata, Mammalia, Eulipotyphla, Soricidae.